UUCUGCUCCGAGCUGUCGAACGCGGCGGACGCGUCUCCGCUUUGCUUCUCGCUUCUCUACGAGUACCAUUCUUCAUACUUGGAAGCAUAUUUACCCUCGCUUUCUCAUCGUCGUCGUCGUCCAACGACAGAGGAUUCCGGUCUCUUCUGGAGAUAUUCAGUCCGUUCGUGAACGUCCAACCUAGUUAUCGCUUCAGUUCGGCUCGAAUCGAACCCACUCUCCUCGUUUGGUUCGCGCGCUUGCUUUGGAUCUAUCAUAUCGUUGAGAGAGAACCGCAUCUCUGUUACGCUCUUCUAGCAUCCGCUCAUCGACUCGUGUGUUCUCUCCGAAAUCUUGACGAGAUGUCUCUCGGUUGUUAAGCCUGUUUACACUUGCUUCUAAUCUUCGUUCACGAGUUGAACGAUUUUUCUAAUAACCAUUUUUUAAAACGAAUCAUCAUUCUCAAGAGUCUGCCUCUGUCGAAUCAUUGUUGGAUCCUGUUUAUCCGGACGUUUUCGGAGGAUUCUUGAAGGAUCGUGCAUUAUCUGAAAUCGUUUUUCCGACGCGCGACGACAACAAAAGGGACUUGAAUUUAUUUCGCGUGGUCCUGAGAACGAGCGGCUAAUCCGAACGAUCGUCGUUGAAUGCUGUGUGACUCGAAGCCCGUACGAUCGUCCUCGAUGGAGGAUGCCGAUCGGUCGGCUUUCAGGAACAAAUGUAUCCGCGAACGGAAUGAAGGCAGUUGGAGUUGCGAAACGACUUAGAAACUUCGUUGAGAUAAGAGAUAGUCGAUUUAGAAGUCGAGUCUCCUGUUCGGAGGUCCGUGCUUUGCGGAAGGACAGAGUGUCGCGGAGGAAGGUGGUAGAAGAUCGUGCGGUUCGAAGGUAAAGAGACAGAAAGAAGAACGUAAAAUAAAACGAUAGGGGGAAAAGUACAUAGAAGGAAAUAUAUUUCGGACAGCGAGAGACCCUCUUUCUUUGCAUUUGGUUUUAUGGUCGUCGCGUUCUCUGGGGUAUGUACGGGGUACAAGGUGCGCAUGGUAACCGAAGGCAGACAGAAACCUCCCUUCCCACUUCCCUCCGCUCCACCCCUCCCUUCCUGCCGGCUUUGAAUCAAUAAUCUCCGGCCAGGAUUAUAUGCAGAGGCCCUUUUAUAUUUGUCGACGCGAUGAGGAAGAUAUCGGCGAAUUAAAGGCACCAGAUCGUUUGCCGACCGCGUCGCGGAUUCCUAAACAUUUCCAUCCCCGUGGACGAAAAACCAUGUUGAACGUUUCGGAUGCGUUUGAUUUAUUCCCUUCUCGUCGUUGCGUCUUCCUCCGUCCAUCGGUGCGCGGUGUCGUCGCGCGGAUUAUUGAUCCCUUCAUCUUUUUCUUCGUCCCUUUGCUUCUGCUUAUGAUAUUUUGAGGGAAAGGGGGCAACGAAGCGUGGAAGAAUAAGAUUGACGCACAUUAGAAAGGAAAAUCGCUUCGACGGAAUGUCAUAACGAUGGACCUCGUGCUCACAUUUAUUUUGCUCUAUCGAACACUCCAGAUGGAAUCGCCUUCGGCCCGGGACGGUUGCGUUGAGGCCAAGGAAGAUUCCACCUCGCCAAAAUCACCGGAAACAGCGGUGAUCGCACCGUCGACGGCACCGUUGGCGGCACCGUUGGGGACACCGUCGACAUCGAAAUCAUCAAUGAUCAAAUCUUCAGAGCUUGAUGGGGAUACCUCGGCCGCUUCGGAAGAAGAAGUACACGAUGAUAACCAGUUCGUCAACAGUCAAACGUUCGUCAGUGUAGAAUUGUGCGAAGUUUCGGUCUCUUCCCCCGAGGCCUCGGUCGACCCAUUAGCCGUCGAGGAUCAGGUGGACUUUCCGGAUAUGGGGCUCAAACUGGGGAAAGUCCAGGACCAGAACCAAGAGGAGAAGUCGAAUUCGACCGCGAAUGUGCAAACGACGACCGAAUUAAUAGAAACAAAAUCGAACGAGGACGAAGCGGAGGAUUCAUCAAACGUGACAUCGGUACAGUGUGAAGUUGAAAGACAGACAGAAGAUGAUAACAAAGUGAUCGUGGGUGAUGAGUUCGUCACCUCUUCGCCGAUAUGCUGCAGGAAGAGACCGGCCAGUGAUUUCUUGCCGAUCGGCGCCGAGAUCAAGAGAAUAGGCGUCGAAAUACCGGAGGACGAGACGAAUCAUGUUAGGAGCGACGUGAGGAGGAUUUCACCGGUGCUGGUGAGUCUUCGAGAGCGUACCCUGGGCGAGAUUUCUCUGUCCUCGGAUUCGUGUCUCUUCGAUACCGCGAAAGACGAGGUGAACAGCCGAUGCGUCUCGACGAACGAUAGGCGGUUCGACGAUUCAUUAGGGAGCAAUUGUAGAUUGACGAUGGAUGUGAAUCUCGAUGAUCAAACGAAUCACGAACGGGCCGAUUGUCCCGAGUUGGAAUACAAAACAGUAAACUGUUCUACUGCUCUGGCAAAGACGCCGGAGAGUGAAGUCAAUGCACAGCACGUCGACGCCGGUGUCGAGAAGGAGCUAACGUUGGUCGCGACCAAACUCGAUUACUCCGAUUCGUUUAUUGACGACGAUUCCUGUUGCUCUUUGCCGUGCGAAAGUCCCGAGAGGAAUCUCAGCAAGUGUUUAGAGCCGAAACAGUGUGAGAAACCGGUAGAACCGAGUAACGAUGACGCUUCUGCAUCUGUUCUCAACGAAUCCGAUGAACGGCCGAGUGAGUUGGACAAAAGUUCUCUUCCUCGGUUGACGAUCAAAUUGGAACGGAUCGAUGCGUCGUAUUGUUCGGGGUGUGAAGACAAAAAUCACUCGACCGCCGAUCUCAAAAUUAAACAGCAAUGGAAGAAAAACGCCGAAGCUGAUCCUGGUUCUGAAGACGUAAAGACUGACCUAAACAAUUCAUCGGAGGAAACGUGUCUUAUCCAGAGGUGCACUAAUAAAAAGAAAGAUCAAAUAAAGACUGCUUCCGAGGACCAUAUGGAGGAAACGUCUGUGUUAUCCAAAAAGGAAACGAACCACUUGCAGUCACCUUCUUUACCUAAUAAAAAUAUGAAGGAAUGCAAAGUUUUAUUACAUAGGAUAACAUUGCCGAACAUUUCCACACCGAUACCUACAUCAAUAUCAACGCCAACAUCAAUAUCAACAUUAACACCAGUAUCGACAUCAAUAUCGAUGCCGACAACGCCUACGGUGCAAAAAUUGCUGGAGAAAGAGGAAAUAGCGCCGAGAGCAAUCGAGAAAUUAGCGGAAGAUGAGGAAGUAGUUUUUCCUUCGCCUUUACGUACCACGGAGAAUUUACCGCCAUUGAACAACAUCGAUUCCUCGUCAACCAUCGAGAUGACGACACCCAGUUCGCCAGAGGUUCUGGAACCUAGAGCGGUUAAUACCGAAACCAUCGAUACUGAAACCGAAACCGAGACCGAAACUGGUUCUGAUAGCUCCGAAAUUUCGUCCAUGACGAAUGUUGACGUGCGACUUGUUGGAUGCGAAGAUGACGCCGUUCCAGACCAGAUAUGUCAAGAAACCGAGUCCAUAUGCUGCGUCGAUAUGAAUCCUGAAAUUAUAUCCAGGUUGGAGUCGGAGCGACCUGAACCGUUUACAGAAGACUCGGCGGAAAGCUUGGCGCUUGCUACAGGUGCUAGGGACGAAGUUAGGUCAGAUGGAAGCGAUUCAGGUCUGGGAAGCGAGAUACCUGGUGAUACUGGACCUGCACCGGUUCCAGAAAGUGAUUCCGAGACUUCUUUCUUGGAUAGGAUACCCGAUGAUAUACUUUCCGAUAAAGAAAAAGCGGUAAAUCAAAUAGACACUUUUGUGCCGAACGUGGGUGUACCCGGUACGCCGCAAGCGCCAUUGACGAACUUCCCGAGUCCUUCGAAGAGCAACCUGAAACGGAGAUUGACAGAUUGCAUGGAAGACGCGCCCAGUCCGAAGAGAAGCAACACAGAUGACUCAAUGAAAAAGAAGCGCAAUAUUCAUUUCGAUGCUGUUACCGUCUACUACUUUCCUAGAGCACAGGGUUUCACAUGUGUACCUUCUCAGGGCGGUAGUACACUAGGCAUGAGCGCAACGCAUACUCAUGCCGAACGGUUCUCGUUAUCGGAACACGCUGCCGAACAGAGGCGAAUUCAUCGUGCUAGACUAGCUCAAUUGCGCUCCGAGCGUGCUGCUAAUUGCGUAGCGGAAGCGGCCUCGAGCUCCGAGGAUCCAAGUGACGAUACUGAUGAAGAGCAGAGCGAUAACGAGGAACUGGACAUCGAUAGUUAUUACUUCCUGCAGCCAGUGCCUACGUGGCAGAGAAGGGCCUUGCUCAGAGCUGCCGGUGUUCGUAGAAUAGACGCGAUCGAGAAAGACGAUUGCCGUGACAUCAGAGCUAGCAGAGAACACUGCGGUUGCGGGUGUAAAGGAUACUGCGACCCGGAGAGUUGCCCUUGCAGCCGAGCCAAUGUAAAGUGUCAGGUUGAUCGAGCGGGUUUUCCUUGUGGGUGUACUCGGGACGGCUGCGCCAAUACUUCAGGGAGGAUCGAGUUCAAUCCAGUACGGGUGCGAACGCAUUUCAUUCAUACUCUGAUGCGGUUGGAGUUGGAGAAAAAACAGCGACACGAAGAAGAAGGCCAGGAUCAUGACGCUUCCGACAAUCAAAAUGGUAGAAGUCCGUUGAGAGAGAUCAAUUUGGGUUCCGUGAUGGAGAAUAGGGCGGGUACGGAGUCGUGUUUAAACGGCGGUGGUUUCACGACGUUACACUACGAGAAUCAUGACCACGCCAGGGACGGCGCUACGAAUUGUCAAUCGGAAGUCGCCGGUACGCGAGAGGAUAGUCUGGAUCUUUAUGCGAUCAGGGACGAUUGUUAUCCUAGCGAAGACACAGUCGACGGUACGCAGGGGCCUCAAAGGAAACUUCAUCCAGAAUUUAGUCAAGCUUUUCAAACGUUCACGGGCCAAACAGGCGCCGGAGUAAACUUUCAGCAGCCUACUUAUCAGGAUUAUCAGCCUUACGCUAACCUUCCUUCCACAUCUAGGGUGCAAUUUCAGCCGCAAUUCCAAACGGUGCCAGGAAAUUCAGGGUUCUCACACUACGCGCCUUACGGACAAGACAUCGGAUCGAUACAGGGGAAUUGCCAAGUCCACGCCGGACAACACGCGUCCAGUUACGAGGCUGCUAGCUUCGCACAGGACGAAGCAACUGGAUCACAAUACACGAAUUUGAAUUCGGUGCAACCGAUGAACACUGUGGUCCAACAGAUGGGUAAACUGGAACCGUUCUCGGAACUUUUAUCCGGCAGAUAUUCCUAUUACGGCGAAAUGGAGCCACAAUCGCAUGGUACUUAUCACUCGACUGGAACCAAGGUCGACAUGGACAAGAGUCAAGGUAACAUAACGGAACAACAAUCGGAGAGUACGGAAGAGUGCGACGAAAACUUCGGGGAGAUUAUUAAGAAAUCCAUGGUUGAGACUGUAUCCGCUUAAGUGGAAACUAGUAGAUACGAACAGUUAUCUAUGUGCGAGUCCGUCAAAACAAGGGUUUUUAUACCCGUAGUGAUUUAUAAUGAAAGGUCGAGCGAGAUUCGACUCGUCGAGGAAAAAUCAGAAAAAACAAAAAAAGGAUAAGAAUGGGGAUGUAUGUAUUCUGACUAGAAGGUGUUGGAACUUUUACCGGUUAUCCUUCUAUGUGCUAGAUAAAUUCGAGUAAAUUGUUCAUUUGUUUUUCGAACGGAGCAUUGAUUCAUGUUGAGAAUCACUUUUGGUUAACUACGACAAGUCCCGUGGAUGUCGUUAGAAAAAUUACGCGGCUGCGUGUGCGUCCGCCCGGGAUGGAAACUUGAGACAUUGUCCUUGUUCCUUUAUAAUAAAAUAUCGUCGAUUGUAUAAUCGAUCGGGUGGAUAAGACGAUGUUCUCAAUGUAAAACGCGAAAAAAAUCCGGGGCCGCCACGUCGGUGAAGGAUUUUCGGGGGAAGGUCUUCGUCAAAAAAUCUCUAUCAACAGUCUCUUUAAAACGGUAAAUCUUUCCGUGAUGAGGGAUACAGAUGUAAUUCAACGAGGUUGUGACCAAGAAACAACAUAUGGGAUCAGCUUAGAUUGCAAUUUAAUAGGUAUGAUAACUUAAAUAUUUUAAUCGUAGGUCACGCGUUUUUUUUUUUUUAAAGAUUGAAAGGAAUUUUUCGAAUUCGUGCGACAACGUGGAUGACAUAAAACUUUGUAUUUAUCGCAACAGCGAAAAAAUGUUCGCUUUGCCGAUCAAAGGGAGAAACUGGCACACGAAUGUACACACGGGCACGAAACACGUUUAUAUGCAAUUACAAAACGUGAAUGAUUGUGAUACUUGUGCACAAAUAAAAGUGCAGUUUGUCAGAAUCGUAGAUUUAAGGAAAUAAAGUAUGGGACUUUUUCUAUGCCAGCUAGUAAGAGAUCGAGUUUGUAUGAUUUUUCAAUCAAAGAAUGAUGGUAAAUGAUGAUAGGGAAUAGAAUCUUUUCUCGCGUGUUGUAAGAACACGAAACGCAUGCAUCGCGAUUAAACACAAUUCCAAUGUUAGGGAAAUCAUGGUUGGUUGGCAUAUCAAGCGCACGCUGUCUAUAGAAAAGGUAAUGUUAAACGGCCGUGUAAUUUUUUUAUCUCUUAUUACAGGUCACCUUGAAAUUGCGGACUUUUUUUUAAAUACCACACGCGCACAUUGUAUAAACGGAUAGCAAAACGCAGACUCUUGGAUUGAAAGACCGAGACCUUGUAUCUAAUUGUAAAUUGAUCGACGGCUCGCUUUCUUUCUAAUUGUACAUACGUUAGCAAUUUCAAGGUAAGCGUUUAACGAGAACGAAAUAAAAACUGAACCCGCGCGGAGAUUUUUCAUUUACAUAAAAGAAACUGUAAGUUUAAAUCAAGUCUGACGACGAACAAUAUUUCGUUCAGACCUUUUGCACAUCCAUUGUUAUUCACCUAGUAGAUUUUCAGACACAGACCUCUUUAGCAUCCCGGGACGUUGAUCGCCAAUAUUUACGAUUAAUCGAAGUAAUAAGCAUUAAGGAAACAAUGAUAAUGACGAUAGUAUUAAAUUUAUACAUAAUUAUUGGACGUGUCAGCUCCCAAGCACUUUCGAUGCUGAUCUUCUAUUUUCGAGUUUUACACUGUGUUCAUCGUCACUGAUUGGUGCCUAAAAUCGUUACGUUUGUCAGUGUACAAUGAUAACGAAAAAUCGCAUGUUUGAAAAUAGAAGAGGCAAGGUGCAACGUUGGUAUUUGAUACAUACGUUGCGAGGGAUGUGACACUUUCGUUUGACAUAAUUAUAUAAACUACACGUAUGUAAGUAACUUUUAGAGUAUUUGAGUAAAAAAAGCAUACAUAGUUGA
Molecule: messenger RNA, 7299 nt
Organism: Ceratina calcarata
Lineage: Eukaryota; Metazoa; Arthropoda; Insecta; Hymenoptera; Apidae
Gene: Axud1
Product: AXIN1 up-regulated 1
Exons: 5
Coding region: 1464-5426 (1320 amino acids)
Biological process (GO): regulation of transcription by RNA polymerase II
Cellular component (GO): nucleus
Molecular function (GO): DNA-binding transcription factor activity, RNA polymerase II-specific; sequence-specific DNA binding
Source: RefSeq, a predicted model, not a curated record